AUGCUGAACCAGCACGACCGCAGCAUGCAGACGAUCACCAAUAAUCUCCACCAGCUGAUGAUUGCCAUGCAGUGCCGGGUGGACACCCGACCAGCCCCGGCAGUCGGCGGAGCAGAGGCUGCGGCAGCGGCAUCUCCAUGGAGUGACACAGCCAGAAACUUGCGUCUCACUCUGGGAUCGGAGAAAGGAGGAAUUUUUGAAAAGAGCAAGCUGCAGUCGGUGGAUCCGAUCCGUUCCUCCCCAUCUGGCAUUCCUGUGUCCCGCCGCCCCCCCCCAUAUUGUUUCCUCGCCACCCCCGCCACAUCCUUUCCUCGCCACCCCAGCCACAUCCUUUCCUCGCCACCCCCUCCACAUCCUUUCCUCGCCACCCCAGCCACAUCCUUUCCUCGCCACCCCCUCCACAUCGUUUCCUCGCCACCCCAGCCACAUCCUUUCCUCGCCACCCCAGCCACAUCCUUUCCUCGCCAACCCCUCCACAUUGUUUCCUCGCCACCCCAGCCACAUCCUUUCCUCGCCACCCCAGCCACAUCGUUUCCUCGCCACCCCUCCACAUCCUUUCCUCGCCACCCCAGCCACAUCCUUUCCUCGCCGCCCCCUCCACAUCCUUUCCUCGCCACCCCAGCCACAUCCUUUCCUCGCCAACCCCUCCACAUCGUUUCCUCGCCACCCCAGCCACAUCAUUUCCUCGCCAUCCCAGCCACAUCGUUUCCUCGCCACCCCCUCCACAUCGUUUCCUCGCCACCCCAGCCACAUCCUUUCCUCGCCACCCCCUCCACAUCCUUUCCUCGCCACCCCCUCCACAUCCUUUCCUCGCCACCCCCUCCACAUCCUUUCCUAGCCACCCGAGCCACAUCCUUUCCUCGCCACCCCCUCCACAUUCUUUCCUCGCCACCCCAGCCACAUCCUUUCCUCACCACCCCCUCCACAUCCUUUCAUCGCCACCCCCUCCACACCCUUCCUCGCCACCCCCUCCACAUCCUUUCCUCGCCACCCCAGCCACAUCCUUUCCUCACCACCCCCUCCACAUCCUUUCAUCGCCACCCCCUCCACACCCUUCCUCGCCACCCCCUCCACAUCCUUUCCUCACCACCCCCUCCACAUCCUUUCCUCGCCACCCCCUCCACAUCCUUUCCUCGCCACCCCCUCCACAUCCUUUCCUCGCCACCCCCCUCCACAUCCUUUCCUCGCCACCCCUCCACAUCCUUUCCUCGCCACCCCAGCCACAUCCUUUCCUCGCCACCCCCUCCACAUCCUUUCCUUGCCAACCCCUCCACAUCCUUUCCUCGCCACCCCAGCCACAUCCUUUCCUCACCACCUCCGCCACAUCCUUUCCUCGCCACCCCUCCACAUCCUUUCCUCGUCACCCCCUCCACAUCCUUUCCUCGCCACCCCAGCCACAUCCUUCCCUCACCACCCCCCCGCCACAUCGUUUCCUCGCCACCCCUCCACAUCCUUUCCUCGCCACCCCCUCCACAUCCUUUCCUCACCACCCCCGCCACAUCGUUUCCUCGCCACCCCCUCCACAUCCUUUCCUCGCCACCCCCUCCACAUUCUUUCCUCGCCACCCCCCUCCACAUCCUUUCCUCGCCACCCCAGCCACAUCCUUUCCUCACCACCCCCGCCACAUUGUUUCCUCGCCACCCCCUCCACAUCCUUUCCUCGCCACCCCCUCCACAUCCUUUCCUCACCACCCCAGCCACAUCCUUUCCUCACCACCCUUCGCCACAUCCUUUCCUCUCCACCCCCUCCACAUCCUUUCCUCGCCACCCCCAGCCACAUCCUUUCCUCACCACCCCCCGCCACAUUGUUUCCUCGCCACCCCCUCCACAUCCUUUCCUCGCCACCCCCUCCACAUCCUUUCCUCGCCACCCCAGCCACAUCCUUUCCUCACCACCCCAGCCACAUCCUUUCCUCACCACCCCCGCCACAUCGUUGUCUCGCCACCCCCUCCACAUCCUUUUCUCACCAGCCCCUCCACAUCCUUUCCUCGUCCACCCCAGCCACAUCCUUUCCUCACCACCCCAGCCACAUCCUUUCCUCACCACCCCCGCCACAUCGUUUCCUCGCCACUCGCAGACAGAGAACACCAAACGUGCCCUCGCUACAAUAGAGUAA
Molecule: messenger RNA, 2115 nt
Organism: Coregonus clupeaformis (lake whitefish)
Lineage: Eukaryota; Metazoa; Chordata; Actinopteri; Salmoniformes; Salmonidae
Product: extensin-2-like
Exons: 3
Coding region: 1-2115 (704 amino acids)
Source: RefSeq, a predicted model, not a curated record